AAUGCUAAAAUGACUGUACUAAUAGGCUACUCAUUUAAGUAGGCUAUGAACCUAUCCUAUACGUCUAAGAGGUACUGCGCCAUCUUAUGAGAUGUUAGGAAGUGAGUUUAACACUUUGAAUCUUUUAUAAAAUGAAACGAGAUAGAACCCCUACCUAGAAACAAAAUUUAUGCAGGUUUUUAUUUUGUAAAUAUCGAAAUACUGUUAAAAAGUAAAUAAAAAAUAAUUAUAGAAAUACUAAAUCCAUUGUUUUUCCUAUCUCGUUUAUUUACAUUGUCACUGUAUGGUGCCACCUAACGGACAUAUUCAAAGUGGAAUAUUCCUAUGAAUAUCCUUUAAUUGAUUUCUGUCAUUUCGAAACACAUUUGAUUGAAUUUGUUAUCUAAACAUUAUGGAUAAAAAAUGUGAAACUUCAAAUUCAAGUGAUGAACCUUGCGAGGAAAUAGAUGUUAAUUUUUCCAGGUCUAAGAAGGGAAAACGUAAAUAUACAAGAGAAUCUUUAGCUGACAGACAAGUUGUUGAAAAACAAAAAAACAAUCGAAAAAAAACAAAAAGGAAUAUUAACAGCAAGGUUGGUGGGAAAACAUUUAACUAUACUGGUAGGAAACGUGAAAAAAAAGAAAAAUGUUCAAAUAAUAAAAUUGGUAACGUUAAUUGCCAUGAAAUGGUUUCUGCCACAACCUCUCAAAUUCACCAACAACUCACAGAUACUUCUCCUCUAUUUGAAGAGUUAGAUGAAGUUCACCAAAAACUGAUUGAAAAUUUAAAAGAAGACUUUAGAGCUGCUUCAAGAAACCAGUUCGUAAGGAAAACUUGGCAAGAAAGGCAAUGUGAUCAGAGAAAAGAAUGGGAAAAUGUUCGAACUGACAUUUUUGAAAGUUAUGUCUCAAAGCAACCUUUCAGAAAUACUUGUUGUAAUGUAUGUCAAAAAGUUUUGGAGUUAGCUGCUGUUCGAUGCAUGACCUGCAAAAAUCACCUGUGCUGGGAUUGUGAUGAUGUUUUGCAUUGUCGACAACCAUUUCACCAUAGAUAUUUGGUCAAUAAGGAAAUUUUGCAGCCAUUGAAACCUUGUGAGUUUUGGGACAAAGAUUGGAAAUCUGUAUUGAAAGAUAUUUGUGUUCCUUGUUUUGUUCCAACUCAGUGUGUGAAAUGUAGCGGCAAAGGAAAUAUGAAACUCAUACCUAACCCUGACCCAAAUCUUCAAAUAGCAGUUGUUAUGCAUCAAGGCCGUUUUGAUUUAAGAGCUGCAAGCUUCUUGUGCAAGGAUUGCAGAGAGAUAACAGACGCUGACAAAAACGACUAUAUUUUUUCUGGAUUUUGGCCUGCACGUGCCACAACAUCUAUCAGUUAUCUGUUUUGCGAAGAAUUAUUUGCUAUGUGGUAUCAUCUGAGGCAUAAAUCCCCUUUGAAUUCUGAAAAAAUGUUUAUCAAUACUAUAGAAGAAAUUUCAAAGGAAUCUGGGAGAAGUCCAAUUGUGAAUGACCCUUUGUUCUCAAGGGCCUUUAAGGAAUGGGAGCUUUGUCGCUUAAAUAUCAAGGUGAAAAUAAAGAAUAUGAGCACAGUGUCUUGUCCCCCUUGUGGGAAAUCUCCCGUAAUGGGCUCUUCAGACGGGAAUGUCAAGUUGAAACGCCAUGCCUCUGCUGGAAAGGUUCUAAAUCCACAAAACGAAAGAGAAAGCAUCCAAGAAGAAGCACUGAGGUUUGGUGACUUGGUAAUUAAAUCGGACAAGGACGUAGCAAAUUUUCGAAACAGAAUUUACACCAAAAUAAAAAAAACACAAAAAAAGGAGAUGUGCGGAGGCUCAGCUUUUAAAGCUGCGAAGGUGGAUUCUUGUAAAAGGUCAAAAUCCGAUGAGACCGGUCUUCUUCUCAGUGUCUGCCGUCAUGGAAUAGGGCUGGGUGCAAUCAACAUGCACGAAGGGGAAUCUAUGACAUACACUUUAUUUCUCCAAAAACUUGUAUUUGGAUUGAACUGCAAAUUUUUCUGCAAUGAUGUCAUUUGCAGAUACGAAAAAUUUGUAAGAAAAGUGGCUAUAGCUUUUCCGGAGUAUCAGCAGAUGACAAGUAAAAUGAAAGGCAUUUUACCCAGAAUGCACGCCAAAGCUCAUCAUUGGCCGUGUCAGAUUCUCUAUAAUCCCCACUGGCAGAAAGGAGCUGGUCUCACUGUUGGUGAGGAGCACGAGCAAGUUUUUUCUAAACUGUCUCUGUAUGGUUAUGUAACGAAGCAUAUGAGCAAAGCAAACCGGAUGGAUUUACUUUCUGCUGCAAUUCUGUACUGGAACUGGGGUAAAAUUGAAAGAAUGCCUUCGAUUCUCAGUAAACGAUUAAAAAGGGCUUCGAAGUGUGUAGCGGUAUAUAAUGAAAAAUUGACCUCUCUGUUGAACUCCAAUCAGUGUAACAUUGAAGAUCUUCCAGAAAUCUUAAAAGAAUUGAAAACAAAAGCCCUGGCUAAUCUUGGAUCACGACAAAACAGAAAGACUCCUUUUAAUAAGCUGAAACGAAACCUUGAGGGGCUUUUCAUUCAAAUGAAGAAUGUCUCUAUUUUUAUCUCCACUCAAGCCGAAUCCUGCAAGACUCGUACGAAGUUCCGGGGAGUGUUAACUAAACUUAAAGGAAAAGCUGUGAAAUUACUUUCACUAAUUAAUUCAAAAUACAGAGCAAUACAUGGAAUAAUUUCGAUGGAUGACUUUGAGAAGGGCAUUUUCCCCUGGGAUGUCAACUCCGAAGAUGAUUCAGAGAAUGAAUCUUCAACUUUGUCACUUAGUCAGAAGUAUGAACUCGUUGAUGCUUGGAUGCUACUGCAAAGAGCCGAGGAGGAGAUCACGCUCUGCAAAAUGGAGAUGAAAGAGUAUAUCUUGUACCUUGACUCAACUCGCUCCUCCUUGAAUAGAAAUCUCAUUGACCAGAACGUUUCAUGCGAGGAAACUAAUGAGUUUAUAGCUGGUAAAGCAAUCUUGAUGCGAUGUGAAAUCGCCAGAUUAGAUGUUAAGAUUCAAGAGUCUCUGGAAACAUUUCAGCUGUAUUCAGAAGCCGACUUUAUUCGUCUCACCCAAUUUGAAGCAAUUGAAGUUCAUUCUGCAGGAGAGGUUGAAAGUGACCUCGAGUCUUACACUUCUGAGGAACCACAUGACUUUGAAAGCUCGCUGACCGAAGAUUCCGAUGAAUUGGAUGAAGACACUGAAGAAGAAAGCCAGGAAUCAUUCGAGUUUACUGAUAGCGAACAAAAUUAAGCUACGUCAGAUUGUAAAACACGGUUCCGAAUAAAACAAAAUGUAUCACGUUAAUAAGAUGAAUUCUAUCGUUGGUGCGUUUUGUACUGAAAAGAUAUGUGAUGUCAGAAUAUACCGUGCUAAAAAUUAAAAAAUUUCUUGCUCC
Daphnia pulex (common water flea) is the source of this 3374-nucleotide messenger RNA. RefSeq lists its product as uncharacterized. NCBI's taxonomy places the organism in Eukaryota, Metazoa, Arthropoda, Branchiopoda, Diplostraca, Daphniidae. The coding region runs from base 392 to 3229 and encodes 945 amino acids. The record is from RefSeq and is a predicted model, not a curated record. The transcript is spliced from 12 exons.